Molecule: messenger RNA, 431 nt
Organism: Paramuricea clavata
Lineage: Eukaryota; Metazoa; Cnidaria; Anthozoa; Malacalcyonacea; Plexauridae
Source: the annotation of a GenBank genome assembly
AAGAAGCUUCACGAGAACGUGACCUGCUUGGUGAUCUAGAUGAUUUUUUUGGUAACCAAGGGCCUGAUGAUACUAUUUCAAACGCAAGCACCAAAACACCAGAAUCUGAAAGGGCCCAAACACCACAAUCUGAAACACAGAGCACGAAAUCCAAAGAUCAUGCAGCAAUACUCGUUGAUGACAAGAGAAAGCAUCUUGAGCGACGACUAUCUGCCUCACAACGAGAUUCCCUUCUUCUAAAAGAAGCCAAAGAAGACCGCGAAGAACGUAAAGAAUUUCGUGAAAUGAUGAAAAAUGCCAACGAUUCCUUUGUGCAUGCUUUAGAUAAUAUGAGCCAGUCCAUGCUGUCUAUAAGCAAUGCUAUUGCUAGAUCUAUGGAAGCUUUUGGCAACUCAUCACGACUUGCACCUGUGCCUGUGGCAAUGCCUUAA